UUGAAGUUUACCAGAAAGAAAAAACUCUUUCCUUCAUAUACAAGAACCCCCUUUUCAUUUCCCUCUGUGCAACAAAACAAAAGUGAACUUCUCUUAUCCGAUUCUGGAGCAGAAAACUAGCUGCGGAAUCUUCAGAUUCUCAAGAAACCAAGAGAGUCUUUUUAGACAGAAUCUUCAAGAACUCGCUCAGAUCUAACCACUGUUCAAGCAAACACGGUUCUCUGAGGUAUCUAUCACAACUAUGAUUAACGUUAUGAAUCCGAUGAGAAGCGGAUCAGAGAAGGGCUUAGAUCCACAACUAUGGCAUGCGUGUGCUGGUGGCAUGGUUCGUAUGCCACCUAUGAACUCCAAAGUCUUCUACUUCCCUCAAGGACACGCCGAGAACGCUUACGACCAUGUCGAUUUCAAGAACCUCCCUAUCCCUCCUAUGGUUCUAUGUCGCGUCUUGGCCAUCAAGUACAUGGCCGACCCUGAAUCCGACGAGGUUUUCGCCAAACUCAAACUGAUUCCUCUAAAAGACAACGAUCACGAGUACAGAGACGGCGAAGAGAGCAACGGUUUGGGGAGUAAUAACAGCGAGAAAACGCCGUCGUUUGCAAAGACUCUGACUCAGUCAGAUGCUAACAACGGUGGAGGGUUCUCUGUCCCGCGCUACUGCGCGGAGACGAUCUUCCCGAGGCUGGAUUACAACGCCGAGCCGCCUGUUCAGACCAUUCUCGCGAAAGAUGUUCACGGAGAGGUUUGGAAGUUUAGACAUAUCUACAGAGGGACGCCACGUCGGCAUCUCCUCACGACCGGUUGGAGUAACUUCGUGAACCAGAAGAAGCUUGUUGCUGGAGACUCGAUAGUCUUCAUGAGAGCUGAGAAUGGAGAUCUUUGCGUAGGGAUCAGGAGGGCUAAGAGAGGAGGGAUCGGUAAUAACGGACUCGAGUAUUCAGCGGGUUGGAACCCUAUUGGUGGAAGCUACUCUUCUCUUUUGAGAGAUGAUGAGAGGAGAAGUAGCUCUUCUCUUGCGGAUAGAAAAGGAAAAGUGACGGCUGAGUCUGUUGUGGAAGCGGCUAAGCUUGCUGUUAGUGGAAGAGGUUUUGAAGUUGUGUACUAUCCUAGGGCUAGCUCGUCUGAGUUUUGUGUCAAGGCGUUGGAUGCUAGGGCUGCGAUGAGGAUACCUUGGUGCUCAGGUAUGAGGUUUAAGAUGGCGUUUGAGACGGAGGAUUCUUCGAGGAUUAGUUGGUUCAUGGGGACUGUUUCAGCUGUUAGUGUCUCUGAUCCUGUACGUUGGCCUAACUCUCCUUGGCGGCUUCUUCAGGUGGCGUGGGAUGAGCCGGAUCUACUCCAAUACGUGAAGCGGGUUAACCCGUGGUUGGUCGAGUUGGUAUCCAACGUACAUCCGAUAAUCCCUUCGUUUUCGCCACCUAGGAAAAAGAUGAGGCUACCUCAGCAUCCGGAUUACAACACUCGGAUCUCAGUACCUUCAUUCGCAAGCAACCCUCUUAUCAGAUCAAGCCCGUUAAGCUCUGUUCUGGACAAUGUUCCCGUGGGUUUACAGGGAGCCAGGCAUAAUGCUCAUCAGUACUACGGGCUAUCAUCUUCUGAUCUCCACCAUUACUACUUAAACCGACCUCAUCCUCCUCCUCCAUCAUCAACUCUCUCUGUUCCUCCGCCUCUAGGGUUUCGAAACAUCGAUAGCAAAAACGAGAAAGGGUUCUGUUUCUUGACCAUGGGGACAUCACCGUGUAAUGAUACAGAAUCUAAAAAGUCACACAUCGUGUUGUUCGGAAAGCUCAUACUACCCGAGGAGCAGAAAGGGUCAGAGAAGACGCAGCUUUCAUCAGGCGGAUCGAACCAGAACUGUGUUGCGGGUUCUUCAUCAGAAGAAGGAUCACCUUGCUCCAACAAAGCUCAUGAUGGAUUGGGUUUGGAGACAGGGCAUUGUAAAGUGUUUAUGGAGUCGGACGAUGUUGGUCGAACGUUAGACCUGUCGGUUCUUGGCUCGUACGAAGAGUUGGGUAUGAAGCUCUCUGACAUGUUUGGUAUUCAAAAGUCUGAGAUGUUGAGCUCUGUUCUCUAUAGGGAUGCAUCAGGAGCAGUCAAGUACCCAGGAAACGAACCUUUCAGUGAGUUCUUGAAGACAGCUCGGAGAUUGACGAUUCUUUCUGAGCAAGGAAGCGAGAGCGUUGUGGUAUAAGAAUGAAUCAGUGUGUUGUCUUGGAGCUUGGAAGUCAAAGCUUGAAGUUUCUGUUUAUUUUUCUUUGUUUAAAAAUAUUUAUUUUGGUUCCAUUAUUUUGGUUUAUGUAAUUUACGAAAUAUACAGUCAUUCUAUUUGCAAAUAAAAUAGAUUCAUCUUUUCUUGA
Brassica rapa (field mustard) is the source of this 2351-nucleotide messenger RNA. RefSeq names its product auxin response factor 16 (gene ARF16-1). NCBI's taxonomy places the organism in Eukaryota, Viridiplantae, Streptophyta, Magnoliopsida, Brassicales, Brassicaceae. Gene Ontology annotation, molecular function: DNA binding. Gene Ontology annotation, cellular component: nucleus. The record is from RefSeq and is a predicted model, not a curated record. Gene Ontology annotation, biological process: response to hormone; regulation of DNA-templated transcription.